AUCCGUAUUUAAAGGCGCCAACCAAGGACCUGUUUAGGAGCAGCUUCACAAAUCUGCCAUCUUUUACGUGUAGCUUCAGACACACAUCAUCCAGCAGUCCAUUACAUUGUUUACCCUAACAAAAUGCCAGAGGAAACGGCAGCUGCUUCAACCACCGAAAGCAUGGAGGAAAAACCGUGCUCAUCAAGUGCCGCUGCAGACAGCUCCGUUGACGUAACUGAGGAAGCAAAGAAGCUGAUUGGUACAGGCAACCGGCACUUGGUGAUGGGUGAUGUUGUGUCUGCAGUCAGUGUGUUCCAGGAGGCCUGUGCCAUGCUAGCUGAGAAGUAUGGAGACACUGCUGAUGAAUGUGGAGAAGCUUUUUUCUUAUGUGGGAAGGCCCUUCUGGAACUUGCCAGGAUGGAGAAUACAGUGCUUGGCAAUGCUUUAGAGGGAGUCCCAGAGGAAUCCUCUGAAGAGGGAGACAAACAAAAUGAUUCCAAGAUUGAGAGUGCAGACAACCUGGAUGAGAAAACCAGAGAUGAGCUUCGGGCUCAGGUUUAUGAUGCCAUGUCGGAAGACAAAAAAGGUGAAGAGGUGGAAGGAAGUGAACAGAAUCCGGAGGAGGUUGAGGUGAAAAAGCAAGAGGAAGAUGAGGUUGAGGUGAAAAAGCAAGAGAAAGAGGAGGGUGAGCAGAAAGAGGAAGAGGACGAUGAGCCAAAAAAACAGCAUGUCAAGGAUCAGAAGGAAGGUGAGAAGCCAGUAGAUGAUGAACAGAAGAAACCAACAGAAGAUAAACAAAAGGAAGAUGAACCGAAGCAGGACGAAGAGGUGAGUGAUAAGACACAGAAGAAAGAUGAUGCAGCUGAGCAAAAUCCUGCUGAAAGUCAAGCAGAGAAGUCAAAUGGUGUAAAUGAAGCUUCGGAGAAGAAAGAUGCUGCUGGGUCAAGCGAAGUUACUGAAAAGACUGAAAAAGAGGAUGAGACCACUGAGAAUCCAGACGGGAAUGAUGAACCUAUGGAGGAAGCCGGUGGAGAUGAUGAGGAUGACGAUGAUGAUGAUGAGGAAGAGGGGGAUGAUGCAAAUGAUAAGGAAAGUGAGGAGGAUGAAGUUGGAAACUUGCAGUUGGCUUGGGAGAUGUUGGAGGUUGCGAAGGUCAUUUAUAAAAGAAAAGAAAGCAAAGAAGAUCAGCUAAUGGCAGCACAGAUCUACUUGAAACUUGGAGAAGUUGGUGCUGAAUCUGGUAACUACAGCCAGUCUCUGGAGGAUUUUCAUGAAUGCUUAGCCCUGCAGUUAAAACACCUUCCCUCUCAUAGCCGUCUUUUGGCUGAGACUCACUACCAGUUGGGCACAACUUACAACUACACAACCCAGUACAGCAAAGCCAUCGAGCACUUCAACAACUCCAUCAAAGUCAUCGAGAGCCGACUUUCUAUUCUUCAGGAGACGAUAGACAAGGCGGAGGGUGCAGAGGCAGCGCAGGAAGAAAAGAAUGAGCUCGAAGAGUUGAAACAGUUACUGCCAGAAAUUAAAGAGAAAAUAGAAGAUGCUAAGGAGUGUCAGAGGACGGCUGCGACAGCCUCUGCAGAAAUACAUCAGACACUUGGAGGAGCAUCCACCUCAUCUGCAUUCCCUGCUGAAAAUGGUGGUCCAUCUUCGUCCGCAGCUAGUCAGAUUGAUGUGAGGCCAGCCGAUGGUGCAUCUUCAUCCAAAUCCGCAUCAGAUAUUUCUCACCUCGUACGCAAGAAGAGGAAACCGGAUGAGGAGAGUCCAAAAAAGGACAGUGAUGCUAAAAAGACUAAACAGGAGACCUCAGUUAAUGGCAGCGACGACUCCGCCCACAACGGCAAUGGAGUCGAGGAGAAAAUGGAACAGGAGCCAACCAAUUCUUCCUCCGUGGAAACCUCAGCAUGAUGGGCUUCUCCUUCCUGGCCACUUGCCUUUCAACCAGCAAAGCAUGCCUGCCUCACUCAUUCUCCAUGAGCAGUGUUUUGUCUUUGUUUUGUAAAUAAAACCGUUUUCUUUGUCUGUCCAAUUUUGUAUAAUUGUAGUUCUCUAUCAAUAAAGGAUUUGCAUAUGUGAA
Molecule: messenger RNA, 2062 nt
Organism: Misgurnus anguillicaudatus (oriental weatherfish)
Lineage: Eukaryota; Metazoa; Chordata; Actinopteri; Cypriniformes; Cobitidae
Source: RefSeq, a predicted model, not a curated record